AUGGCUAACCAAUCUCCCCCACAAUUCGAUCUAGAAAAGAUCAGGGCCGAGUCUGACGGCUCAUAUACCGGCAUGGCUCGCUCCAUGUUUGACCAAGCCGUCUUGAACAACCCAUACUUUGCCGCUGGUGGUGGUCUUAUGCUUCUAGGCACCGGUUUGGCUUUGGCCAGACUGGGUGUUGUCAAGUCAAGUGGUUUCAUCUACAGACAGCUUCUCGUGGACUUGGAGAUUCCUUCCAAGGAUAAGUCCUACUUGUGGUUCUUGGAAUGGAUGUCUCAGUAUAAGCAUCGUUCGCUGAGACACUUAUCGGUGGAGACGAACUACGUUCAGCAUGAUAACGGUGCUGUUUCUACGAAAUUCUCGCUUGUGCCUGGUCCAGGUAAGCACUUGAUUAAGUAUAAGGGUGCUUAUAUGCUUGUGAACAGAGAGAGAUCAGGUAAGCUCUUGGAUAUGACUUCGGGUACGCCUUUCGAGACCGUUACUUUGACUACUUUGUACAGCGACAGACAUGUGUUCCUGGACUUGCUUGCCGAGGCUAAGAAGAUGGCCUUGAAGGCUCAGGAAGGAAAGACUGUGUUGUACACGGCAUGGGGUCCCGAAUGGAGACCAUUUGGCCAGCCUCGGAAGAAGAGAAUGCUAGGAUCGGUCAUCCUAGAUGAAGGUGUCAGCGAAUUGGUUGUCAACGACGUGAAAGACUUCUUGGGCUCUGGAGAGUGGUAUCACCAGCGUGGUAUUCCAUAUAGAAGAGGCUACUUGCUUUAUGGACCUCCAGGAAGCGGAAAGACCUCUUACAUCCAGGCUCUUGCUGGUGAGCUAGACUAUAACAUUUGCGUCUUGAACCUUUCUGAAGGCCAUUUGACUGACGACAGACUCAACCACUUAAUGAACCAUAUUCCAAACAGAUCCAUCUUGCUCCUUGAGGACAUCGACGCCGCUUUCAACAAGAGAGAGCAGACCAACGAGCAAGGCUACCAGUCUGGCGUUACUUUCUCGGGUCUUUUGAACGCUCUAGACGGUGUCGUCUCGGCUGAAGAGUGCAUCACCUUCAUGACAACCAACCAUCCAGAAAGACUUGACCCUGCGUUGCUUCGUCCUGGCCGUGUGGACUUCAAGGUCAUGGUCAACAACGCCACUGAAAGCCAGGUCAGACGCAUGUUCUUGCGUUUCUACGAGGACCAAAAAGAACUCUGUGAAAAAUUUGUCCAGAAGUAUAGAGAGCUCGGCCUCGAGGGCAAGGUCAGCACAGCGCAGCUCCAGGGCUUGUUUGUUUACAACAAGAAAGACGCCCAGGCUGCUUAUGACAUGAUAGACACGUUAAAAAACCCAAAUAGUGUAUUUUGA
This is a messenger RNA of Candidozyma haemuli, 1341 nucleotides long. Its product is annotated as bifunctional AAA family ATPase chaperone/translocase. Gene Ontology annotation, cellular component: mitochondrial inner membrane. Gene Ontology annotation, molecular function: ATP hydrolysis activity; ATP binding. The transcript has a single exon. The coding region runs from base 1 to 1341 and encodes 446 amino acids. Gene Ontology annotation, biological process: mitochondrial respiratory chain complex III assembly; protein insertion into mitochondrial inner membrane from matrix. NCBI's taxonomy places the organism in Eukaryota, Fungi, Ascomycota, Pichiomycetes, Serinales, Metschnikowiaceae. The record is from RefSeq and is a predicted model, not a curated record.